Corylus avellana is the source of this 1528-nucleotide messenger RNA. Its product is annotated as protein STRICTOSIDINE SYNTHASE-LIKE 3. Gene Ontology annotation, cellular component: endomembrane system. Gene Ontology annotation, molecular function: hydrolase activity. NCBI's taxonomy places the organism in Eukaryota, Viridiplantae, Streptophyta, Magnoliopsida, Fagales, Betulaceae. The record is from RefSeq and is a predicted model, not a curated record.
CUUUCGAAGUACAAAGAGACAUGUCCCUCUCCCACUCCCGCUCCCACUCCCAUCAGCGCUUGUUUCUUUCUGUAUACUCUGCUCAGACCUACCCCCACCUACUUUCUCUCCCUCCGUCUCCCUCUCAGGCUCAUGGCGAUGCCACGUGCUGGAACCUUCGCCCGGUUCAUCUUCCUCCUCUUGGCCUUGUACUGCGCAGUUGACCCUUUCAGGCACAGCGCAAUCUCCGACUUCCCGGACUUCGAAGCCUUCGCGGUGGACAUGCCGGCUUGGUCCGAGGUCCCCACCCAGAGGGACACCCAGAACUUGCUCCAGAAUUCCGAAAUCAAGUUCCUCAACCAAGUGCAGGGCCCCGAGAGCAUAGCGUUCGACCCUCUUGGCCGUGGACCCUACACCGGCGUCGCCGAUGGGCGGAUCGUCUUCUGGAAUGGCCAGUCCUGGGAGGAUUUCGCUUACACAUCGCCUAAUAGGUCAGAACUAUGUAAUACAAAACCAUCGCCUUUGAGUUACUUGAAGAAUGAGCACAUUUGUGGCAGGCCUUUGGGGCUCCGAUUUGACAAGAAAACAGGUGAUUUAUACAUUGCAGAUGCAUACUUUGGACUAUUGAAGGUUGGACCAGAAGGUGGUUUGGCAGCAUCACUAACAACUGAGGCAGAAGGGGUGCCAUUGAGGUUUACCAAUGAUCUAGACAUUGAUGAUGCAGGGAAUGUUUAUUUUACAGAUAGCAGCACCAAGUACCAGAGGAGGAACUUCAUGCAGUUGGUUUUUUCUGCAGAGAAUAGUGGGAGGGUUCUGAAAUACGAUCCAACUACUAAGGAAACCACUGUCCUUGCGAGGAAUAUCCAAUUUCCAAAUGGUUUGUCCUUAAGCAAAGAUGGUUCCUUCUUCGUCUUUUGUGAAGGAUCCAUUGGCAGAUUAAGCAAGCAUUGGUUGAAAGGUGAUAAAGCAGGGACUUCAGAGGUAUUUGCAGUCCUACAUGGAUUUCCUGACAAUGUCAGGACCAAUGCAAAGGGUGACUUUUGGGUGGCGAUCCACUGCCGACGAUCCUUGUAUACUUAUAUUUCCUCAUUCUACCCUCAAAUUAGGAAAAUUAUCCUCAAGCUCCCAAUUCCUGCAAAAAUUCAGUUCUUGCUUCACAUUGGCGGCAUGCCCCAUGCGCUUGUUGUCAAGUACAGCCCAGAGGGUAAGCUUUUGCAGGUAUUGGAGGACAGUCAGGGAAAGGUUGUCAAGGCAGCAAGUGAAGUUGAGGAAAGGGAUGGGAAACUGUGGAUUGGGAGUGUUUUGAUGCCUUUCGUUGCAGUUUACAGCUUGACUUGAAGUGAAAGAAUCCCAUUUUUCCUGAUAAAGAGCUUUGCUUGCUCAUCCUAGAGGCAGUUCUUGUGGCAUCCCCCUCCCCAACAAAAAACCAAAGAAAAGUUCUCGUUUUCCCCUUAUUUAUCCACUUAAAAGAAUCAGACACGUUGAGAACCUGGACUACUACAAUGUAAUCUGGGAUCAUUUUGAUAUGUAUUGAUUUAUGUUUUACCUU